Clarias gariepinus (North African catfish) is the source of this 7869-nucleotide messenger RNA. It is a transcript of the gene znf609a, whose product is annotated as zinc finger protein 609a. The record is from RefSeq and is a predicted model, not a curated record. Gene Ontology annotation, biological process: regulation of transcription by RNA polymerase II. Gene Ontology annotation, cellular component: nucleus. Bases 267 to 4457 code for a protein of 1396 amino acids. The transcript is spliced from 9 exons. NCBI's taxonomy places the organism in Eukaryota, Metazoa, Chordata, Actinopteri, Siluriformes, Clariidae.
UGUUGUGUGUGAGAGAGAGUGAGUGUAUGUGAAACCCAGCGAUUCCCGGCUCGGCUCGUUUUGCUUUUUGCUAUUAGGGAUCUAUGGAGUGCACAUAACCAUAACCCUCCUUCGGAUCGGGGACACCUCAGCGGGGGCAAAAAUGUGGGCAAUUGGGAAGUGGAAACCAAGACAACCCUGAGUCUACUGUAACAGCGUUUCUUACUGCCCCAGACGUCUGAGAAGAUCAGACCCCACUCCGGCACUCUUGGGCCGUUGGCAAUAAGAUGUCCCUAAGUAGUGGCACUGCAGGCGGGAAAGGUGUGGACUCGAAUGCGGUGGACACUUACGACAGCGGCGAUGAAUGGGACAUUGGAGUUGGCAAUCUGAUCAUCGACCUCGACGCCGAUCUAGAAAAGGACAAGCUUGAGAUGUCUGCCACUAAGGACGGGGGUGGAAUGGCUGCGCCCCCCAGUGCAGUAGCUGCUUUGCCAGACAAUAUAAAAUUUGUAAGCCCUGUUCCUGCUCAGGGCAAGGAUGGUAAAUCUAAGUCUAAGCGUAACAAAAACUCAAAGGAUGCUAGUAAGUCUUCAGCUCCUGAUGGGGGCAAGAAAGAGUCGCAGGCGCGGACCCCGAGCGAGGGGACGGGCCCUGCUGCGGGCGCGGCUACGGGAGCAUUAUCCAGCGCUGGCAAAGGUGCAGACAAAAACACCAAGACCCCCCGCAAUGUUCCUAGUGGAAAGAAGGACAAAGAUGGAGGAACUGGGAAAAAUAAGAAGGACAAAACUGAAGGAGUAGCAACGGGAAACGCGACUACAGAAAAGGACGCAGCAGCUCCGGUUUUAACCUUAGGAUCAUCUCGCAAUACCCCGUUUGAAGGAAGGCAAAACUCGGACCUAACUUGUGCUGAACAAAUUGGGAAUAUUGCCAUCGAUGCUGCUGGAAUAGUUCCUUCUUUGACUAUUAAAAGUGAACCCGAAGAGAUGGAGAACACUGAUUGUAGGAACUUGAAGAAAGUGAAAAGUGAAAAGAUGGAUUCCCCCGUGUCAACGCCGGCCCCUCCACCUCUUCAUCUCCUCGCUCCGGUUGGCAGCACAGACAUCUCCUCUCCAUGUGAACAGAUCAUGGUCCGCACGCGCUCGGUCGCCGUCAACACAUCCGACGUGGCUCUUGCCACAGAGCCGGAGUGUCUGGGCCCCUGCGAGCCUGGCACCAGUGUCAACCUGGAAGGCAUUGUGUGGCAGGAAACAGAAGACGGUAUGCUGGUAGUAAAUGUCACCUGGAGAAAUAAAACCUAUGUGGGCACUCUUCUCGACUGUACCAGGCAUGACUGGGCUCCUCCAAGAUUCUGUGAAUCACCCACAAGUGAUAUGGAGAUAAAAAAUGGGCGAGGCAGAGGGAAAAGGAUGAGACCGAAUAGCAACACUCCAAUAAAUGAGAAUAGCAACUCCUCCGACAACAAAGGGAGCAACAGCAGCAAGACACGUGCAGCAUCCAACAACAAAGGACGACGGGGCAGUCAGAACUCCUCAGAGCGUCGUACACCACCCAAUAGUAAUACUGAGGACAUCAAGGCUAGCCCAUCAUCAAUAAACAAACGCAAGAGCAAGCCUGCCUCGGACAUGGAGCCAAACUCUAGCUCGGAGGACACCAAAGGUAGCAAACGUAUGCGCACCAGCUCAAACAGUGGAGUGCCUCAUGCAGUCCUCCCCAUCCCCAUCAUCAAAGCAGAGCCCCUGCCCCCUUCUCUAGAUCGUGGCUGCCCCUCCCCAGUGCUCAUUGACUGCCCCCAUCCCAACUGCAACAAGAAAUACAAGCACAUAAAUGGCCUAAAGUACCACCAGGCCCGUGCUCACACUGAAGAUGAUAUCAAACUGGAAAUGGAUGGGGACAGUGAAUACGGGGAGGAUUCUACUUUGCAUCCAGAGCCAGGAAAUUGCAAUGGAGCUUCUAUUUCUCAGAAAGGCUGUGUGUCGCCAGCUCGAUCAGUUACCCCAAAAGGCAGAGGGUUUGAUGCUCAGAGCCCUUCACCUUCCUCAGGCAAAUAUGCCUCCAAACAGUCCAGCAAAAAGAAGGCUGAGGCUGACCAUGAUUCUGGAGUGCAUUUAGAUGGCUGUGAAGAUGGCCCGUGUCUGACAGACGAGGCUAGCAAUGAUGGCGUCGAUGAUAAGAAAAGUUUAGACAAGGCUAAGAAAUCUGGCAAUGGUUCCAAAGCAGACAAGUUGUCUCAGAAGGCUGUAAAGUCUGCAAGACCAAUUGUACCAUCCAUACCACCACAACAGCUCUACGGAUUGCAAGCAUCAAGCUUCCCUGCACCUAACUCUAGUUCCUCUUUAAACAUAAGCAGUGUGGUACAGUCAGUUCCCAAAAGCCCACAGCUGAAAGCCAUCCAGCCUAAGCCUGUAGUAAGCGCAGACCCUUCUAUGAACCCAGCUUUAAGUGGUUCCAAGGACAAAAAGAAAAAGGACAAGAAAAAGAAGGAGGGUGCAAAAGAGGGAGAUAGUCCCAAAGCCCCUGGAAAGGGAGGGAAGUCAGAGGAAGGAAAAAGUCCGUACUCUGAAUCCUCAGACCCAGGCAGCAAGAGCGAUUGCCUCCUUAACGGUUCAACGGAUCCCCACCAGAGUCGCCUGGCCAGUAUCAAGGCUGAAGCUGAUAAAAUAUAUAGCUUUACUGAUAAUGCUCCUAGUCCAUCAAUUGGUGUAGCCAGUCGAAUAGAUAGCGGAGGUAUGCCCCAACCUCUCACCCCACUCCAUGUAGUGACCCAAAAUGGGGCAGAUAACUCCUCAGUUAAAACCAAUAGCCCAGCCUACUCUGACAUUUCAGAUGCAGGUGAAGAUGGCGAGGGCAAAGUGGAAGGUGUGAAGGUAAAGUCUGAGGAUCAGGCACCCAGAGAAGGUGCUAAAAAGGCUCUUUUUGCCCCGCAGCCUCCAAACAAAGAGUCUCCAUACUAUCCCAACUAUGAAACAUACUACUCACCCAACUAUGCCAACCCAAAUCCCAGCCCAGGCUUGUCAAAUACUAAUGUACUCUUGCAGGAUGGCGCUGUGAAGGUAAAAAAGGAAGAAGAGAUGGACAUAGCAGAGGAAAAAGGCAAACCAGAGCCGCCGGAAGAUCGCAAGACGGAUAUUAGCACACCUAGUCAACAGCAGCAACAGCCAUCUGUCAUACAGCAGCGGUCUAAUAUGUAUAUGCAGCCUCUCUACUAUAAUCAGUACGCCUAUGCCUAUGGGUAUUCACCAGACCAGGCUUAUCAUCAUUUGAUGAAUACUAAUCCAGCCUACAGGCAGCAGUGUGAGGAACGGCAGAGGCAGGCUGCUGAGCAACACAGAGUGGGAGAGAAGAAAUCCGACGUUGUUCAAAAGGACAGGGAUGUUUCUGUGAAGUCAGAGGAGUGGAAACAAAAAGCAUCAGUUCCUCCAACUUUGUCGAAAGCACCAAGCCUCUCUGACCUCGGUAAGCCAUCGCCCCAGAGCAAGCCCAAAGAUUUGACCUCUGAGCCAGCCAAAUCUGUCAUCAUCCCAAAGGCGGAAGAUGGGAAGCCACCAGCCCAGCCGCCAGAGGGACUUAAGAUGAAACUGAGUGAAGGUGGACACCAUGGAAAAGAGGAGCAGAAACCCAGUAUUGAAUCCGGAAGGCCAUCAGCCAUGGAACAAGCCAUGUACAUGUACAGACAGGAGCCUGAUUCUCGACUAUGGCCCUACGUUUACCCUAGCAAAUACCCUGAAGCACAGAAACAGCUGGACGAUGAGCGGUGGAAGGAAGAACGAGAGCGCGAGCGCGAUAGGGAUCGAGACAGAGACCGUGAACGAGAGCGAGACAGAAAAAGUAAAGAGGAAAGAUCUCGUCCGAAAGAUCCUCCUAAAGAAGAGGUCAAAGAAGUGAUUGAGCCACGGACCUCAACAGCUUCCGAGGAGCACAGAGGGAUUAGUAAAGACCCCAGAGCCCACAUGCAGUUCACUUCAGCUCUGCCUCAACACCAAUCUUAUAUGCCAUAUAUGCACGGAUACCCCUACAGCCAGGGUUACGACCCAAACCACCCAGGAUACAGGGGGAUGCCGUCUGUCAUGAUGCAGAACUACCCAGGGUCCUACCUGCCAACAGGUUACUCAUUUUCACCGUACAGCACUAAGAUUUCGCCAGGUGAAGAAAGCGAUAAAGCUCGAGCCAGUCCGACAGUAACUGGGAAAUCAGCUUCAGAUUCGAAAGCGUUGGAUAUUUUGCAUCAGCACGCAAGCCAGUACAAGAGCAAAUCGCCCACAGUGGGUGACAAAGCAUCUCAUGACAGAGAGCGAAGUGGAGGCGACAGAGAGCGGGAAGGUGACCGACCACGAUCUUCUCCUUCGCAGAGAAUAAUGCCUUCCCAUCACCACCUGGGUUACUCUCUUAUCUCUGGACAGUAUGAUUUGUCUUAUCCCCCUGCCAUCGUUGCGAGUCAGCAAGCGUCUGGCCCUUCACUUUACCCCCCUGCACGGAGGUGAGAAUGGCACAGAUGACAUCAGUAACUGAUCCUUAGAUUUUGCUCCAGCAUCUCCAGACAGUGAUUUUGGACCUCAAGCUAGCAGCCAUGUGAUGAGAUCACAUGAGGAAAGAGUGCAGACUUUAUGACAUCAGUUCAAUGGUGUUCCUGAAUUAUUAUUAUUAUUUUUUGGUUUGUUUUUUGACCCUCGUCAUUGGAGAUGGAUGAGGGGGCACGAAUACUACCCCAGCCCUAUGGCCCUCUGGAAGAGCUCGAUCCGACGUCCCCUCUGUCACACUAAUGAGGUACUCGUGAGGGACGAGACACGGCGCCUUCUGCACGGAGUCAUGUUGCGGGAGCUCUUGAGAAACCUUGAAUUUGAGGAAGGCAGGAAAAUGGACAGCGUGGAAAUGUCAUGUGACUACUUUGCUUUGUUUACCAGUCUGGGUGUUGAGGGAGAAACUUGACAGAACUGUUACUCAAGUGCCCCAAGGACACACAGAUUGACGGAUAUUUCCUUUUGUUUGCCUUUUCUGCAUUCUUUUUCUGUAAGGGUGAGAAAGAGGACAAUUUCCAUCCUCCUGGUUGUCUCUCGUCUCAUUUCUUGUCCAGACACAAACAUCGGCUGGACUCUAUGCAAGUUAUUGAUGCUCACCUUUCUCAUCCAGUUUAGAUUCAGGGGAUAUACUACAGUUCCUAUUAUGAAAGUUCGACAACUGCUUACAGAUUUUUAUUUUUUUUUUUUUUUGUAGUUUUGUUAAGACAUUUUCAACACCACUUUCACUCAAUCAGCCUGUGUCCAUCACCAAACUUUUCUUUUCAGGAGACAAGCAGACCUCUGCACACCUGUCCUUUUCCCCAUCAACUUCUUUGCAUUGAAUGCUAAACCAGCUACGAGUAGUAGCUAAUGGUUUUCCUUCAAGGGGCCCCUUCACAUUACGCAAGCGCCCAGUUUGGGACUACUGACCUUCGGCUGCUUUAGAUAGGUGCUCCAACAUGCUGCAAAGGACUCCAUGUAUAAGGGGAGACACCUAGACUGCAUUCUCUGUUAGUAGGCUGAACCGGAGUAGUGCCUUCCUUUGUGGCAGCACAACCAGCACCUCUGAGCAGCCCUGCUAGGAGGAAGGCAUGCAUACUCUUACUCUUAUAGGAGCUUCUCCACGGCACAGCUUCUCUAGCCGAGACGGUCUUACUGUGAUGAGGCGCGUGUGACAUGGGAACGACCAGAUAUUUUUCCAAACCACACAGCCUGGUCGGAAACUGUAGAACACACCCACGCUGUUGUUCACAAUGCUGCUGCUUGAGAGUCUCAUGCCAAACUGCAUGACCAGAGUGUAAGGCCUGGGAGGGGGUGGAUGGGGGGGUCUCAGUCCCCUUAUGAACGCACGAGAGGUUAAAGAGGAAGUCUGUAUAUGACGCUGGCAUCUCUGGCUAAACAGGCAACACUAGACCCACUAUGUGAGGUCCGUAGUUGGGUUGGUACUCCACACAGACAUGUCUCUGUAGAGUAACAGUGGAGUACACGUGCUUUCGCUCGUGUUCACUAUCAGAGCCGGAUUUCUUCGUGUACGCCCCAGGUCCCCUCUCUAUCCCACUCUGUCGUGUGUGUGUAUGUGUGUGUGUGUGUGUGUGUGUGUGGUGUAGUAUAGCACUAGAAAAAUAUUAACCUGCACCGAGAUGGAGGCAAGCUGUACACGUUUGCCUCACUUCCUGUUCCUUCCAACACCCCGCCCCCCUCUCUCUCUCUCUCACACGUGCACCCGCGAUGUGCUUUCUGUAUAUAUUGUACAGAGGAAUUAUUUUAAAGAGGUUGUUGGAUUUUCCUACUAUUUUUUGUUUUGUUUUGUUUUGGGUUUUUUUUUUGGUCUGUUAACCUUUUUUUUCUACUAUUGUUGAUAUAUGAAUAUGUAGCUGGUGUAACGGCUUUAUAAUUGAAGUGUUAUAUAUAAAAUUUCCAGCUUGCCCCCCUUAGCCACCACCAAUCCCAACCCUUCCCUCGCCCGCCUUUCUUCCUCGCGAUCCUACAUUUGCCAAGCAUGUCACUUUCACUUAAUGUUCAGUUUCAUUAAGGCUCUCCCUGGAUGUUAAGUAAUAUAUGAAAGCCAGCUGUGAAGUUAUAAUGUGAGACUUAGUCCAAAUUUGUGCUAGCAUAAAAAUAACUAAAUACAGGUGAGUUUUUAUUUUUGUUGUUGUUGUUGAUGGAGAUGCAACAUUACAUUUGCCCUAGUUGCCAUUUUACCCCUCCUGUCUAGUCUAGGAGGCAGGUGGUUAAUUCCUUAACAUCCCAAUGUAUUAGUCAGUUAUUCCCCUUAAAGCGUGUUAUUUAGUUACUUCGAUAUGAAUCAACAGGAAAGAUGAGUGAGGAAUGUAAAUCUGGACCUGCUGUCAAGGUUCGGGGGUUAAAUCGUUUCUACCUGUACGUCAUUACAGCAAUGCAGGUACUAUGUGUCGUGUUUCAAAAAUGCCUUUAAUAUUUAAAAAAGGUUUGUUCCACACUAAACAAAGCUUCUAUUGACUGUGUAAUUGGAUUGUCUACAUUGUCACUCAGUCCUGCCUUAAACACUAACGACAUGCAGGUUUAGAAAUGGAGCUGCUUGCAGAUUUUUCUUUUUUUUUUUUUUUUUUUUUGUAUUCAAAGAUUUUUACAAAUCAGGACGGCUUGUGUUCUGUCAGACUCGGCUGGGCUAGAUUAGACCUGAUCUGAUUGGAAUACUUUUUUUCAUCCAAACACUCUGUGAAUCAGACUAGACGUUUUAGAAGUCCUUUUAAGCUGGGGCAUGAUCCCCAUAUCUAUACCGUACCAACUGACUGAAAGCCCUGGGCUGGACCUGCAUUAGGAGAAAAAGAAGAAAGUUUGAGCAUAUGCUGGGAGAUUUUACAUAAGAAGUUGUAACUGUUUUAUCUUUGAUCAUAUUAACCAGUUAACGUGCUUGUCUGGUGAAAAAGCGCUUUGUAAUAAGUUAUUUCUGAGACAGUUUGAGUACUUGUUUACCCUGAGUGAGGCAAGUCAGUCAGUUUUGUUUUGAAACUUUGCAGAUGUUCACAUUUGUCUCAUACGGUGCUACAAUGCCUCGUCCCGCGCUGUCCUUGACGCGAGAACAAUGUGGUUUUUUUGGGGGGAGUUUUUUCCCCUGAUUUAUUUGGUCCCGACAAAUUGUCAUCCCCAUGGUUCCCCCUCCAUUUCUCAGUUAUUGGUACUUGAAAGAAAGAUGUUUACAGCUUUUGUUCAUUUCUGUGUUUGAACGCAUUUCUCUUGUAAUCCUGUCUGUCCCUCUUCCUUUUUCUCUGCGCCUCUCCCUCACUCUUUUUUUUUUUUUCUUCCCCCUGGGGUUGUCGUAUGUAAAGUGUACAUUGCCACAUGUCUUUUUUUAUACAAUAUUCUAACUUGCCUUUGUACAUUUAGGCAGAAAAUAAAUCUUUUUAUGAGACAAUCA